AACUUCAGAUUUCUUGUUAACAUAAUUUUUUUAAAUCAAACUUUUUCUAAAUAUGCCUGACGGAUGCUUUGUGUAUUCCAAAAGUUAUUCUUAGUCUUCAUACCAAAACAUACAUCUUUCGUUCAUCUGUUUCAAGAAUAUAUCUACAAUUUUGUGAGAAAGCUUCCGCUUUUCAAAACAGUAUCAAUUGUGAUUGGCGAACAGAAAGGUGUGUUCUUGUGGCUUGUGCGGACGCGAUUAAGGAAGGCAAUAUUUAGUUUUCCACAGUUUUUACAAUUUAUUCGGUUUGUCUAGCUGAUCUGCGGCUAAUGCGGUUGUGACAUAGGAAUAAAAUAUUUUGAAUAGCCUAAAUAAUCGCAAAAUCUGUAGCCUCUGGAAAAACUGGCUAAUACGUAUUUUUAGUCUUGCAAAUUUUGUUAAAAAUAAACACAAAUAAGUGACGUAAUAUUUUCCCCGUGAAAAGAGCUUUCGGCAGUGCGGGAGCGAGAGCAUAAAUGAAAGAGGAGAAAUGGGCGGAUUUUGAAAUUUGUUAUGAAAUUUGCACUUGCGGGUCGUGCAUGUAAAUAAAUACAAAUUUGUUUUGUUUACAAUUUUAUGUUUAUAAACAAAUGAAAGUCACGUGUGUAGCUGCAUCAUAAAACAACAAAUAUAUAUGCAUGUGUCUGUAUGUAGUAUGCAAAGUUUUGACAUAAGCCAUCAUUGAUUAAUGAAUUACUGCUGAUUUCUUGCAAUCGAGUUACUCCUUGGAUACUUCACUAUUUUGAUUAUGUCGAAAAAGUGCGGUGUUCGUUCGCUGAGCGAUAGCGCUUUGGCCGAGUUGGCCAACCAGAUUGUGUCGACGAUCGGCUAUGCCAAGUACGCGCCCGAUGUUGUACUGGACAUUGACAUCGUGAUGGUCGACAUCAACCAAUACCUCGAGCAGACGGGCGCCACCUGGAAUAUUUACCAAGACCUGUUGCGCGUCAUACUCAGCUCCGAUUAUCUGGACGCCAAUAUGCGUUUCACCUGCUUGCAAAUGCUGCUCAACGGCAGCGUAUCGUUCUUAGUAACCGAAGUCUUUCCCUUUUCCUACUAUGAAAAGAUUCUGCAAGUGAUUGCCGCACAGGGUACCGGCCUGCGCGUACUCAAUUUGAAGGGGGUGUGGGUCAAGGAGGAGCACAUGCAUUACCUUUUCGAAAUCGUGCGCAAAUGCACGCAUCUAACCAAGUUGUUUGUGCCCUACAUCGCUAAUGAUGAUCUCUUGGAGGUGAUUGCCAAGCACUGCCGGCAGUUGCAGGUGUUGGACAUCUCUGGCGAGACGGAUAUCACUGAGAUCGGCGUUGAGUUUCUUAGUCAUGGCAUGUGCAGCGAGAAACUAACGGUUGUGGAUAUCGGCAUGCCUGGUGAGGAGAACAUUUGUUACUCGGAUAUUUCACUUAUAUUGGAGCACUGUCCCAAUGUGGAGACGCUCUCCACUUACUCGUUUGUUGGCGCUUCGCUGAAGUUUGUGCAUGACAACAUUGACGAGGAUUUCCGGUGCAAGCUGCGCUACUUACACGACACUGGCACAGAUGAGGAGACGCUGCGUGUGAUUGUUAAGACAUGCCCACACUUGGAAUCGCUUUAUCUGGACACGCCCAAACCGGGUGCACUAUCAGUACUUGGCAAUAUAUUUUUGCGAAAGUUAAAAAUCUAUAAAUUUUCCUGCGUUGAAGUGAUGGAGGUGCUCGAUAAAAUCGGCCGAAAUCUCAACCACCUGACCAUGAUUAAGGGUGUCGGGCAUUUGGAAAUAAGUAAACUAGUGCGCAUUUGUCCAAUGCUGAUUGACUUGGACUGCUACAUGAUGGACGGGCUGUCCUACACAAAGGAUGUCAACCGGUUUGAGUGUUUGGAAGGCUUGGAAAUGCUCAGUAGCCCUAUGUCGAAUGCCUCACUGAAGAUGCUUAUAUGCAGUUGUAGACAGCUGAAGCGCUUGGCUGUGGACAGUAUUAACUUCACGGAUGAAGAUAUUGUAAACAUAUUUGUGGAGCAUGAUUUCAAUGAACUGGAGGAUAUCUGGUUUACAUUGGCGCCAAAUUUGACGGUUCAAUCAAUUGAGAUUCUUAUGGAUCGCUGUCCGGAACUACAAACGGUUGGACAACUGAGUGGAUGGUCGUUGACUCCAGAUGAUUUGGCGUUGAUACGAGGGUUACUGAAGAGCGGAAAUUCCUGUCUUCGACUGCAGUAAAGACUAUCGGAAUGGAAAAAGUUUCAAUCAUUCGAACUUACGUGGGCACUUGCUUGGAUGUAAUUUGGGCGCAUAUAAAAUCUAAGCCUAUUAAAAAUGUGAUAGUAAAUUAAAUUUAAAAUCUAUGUAAUUAAAAAGUGAUAAAUGGAAAAUGGAAGCAUGGAAGCAUGGAAAAUAAAAGAAAGCAAUACUAAAAUUC
Messenger RNA from Anastrepha obliqua, 2405 nucleotides. RefSeq lists its product as uncharacterized. The record is from RefSeq and is a predicted model, not a curated record. The transcript has 4 exons. Lineage: Eukaryota; Metazoa; Arthropoda; Insecta; Diptera; Tephritidae. Bases 767 to 2206 code for a protein of 479 amino acids.